UGUUAUGACGUCACAAAAUGGAAGGCUCCCGUGUACAGCCAGCUCGUUUGUCACCGUUUAUAGAUUUACAAAGCGAGUCGGAUGCAGUAAGAUACAAAGAAUUAGUGAAAAUAAGAAAUAAGUAUGCUAAUGAUAGCUGCGGGUUUCAGAAGUUCAGAUCCCGUGGCGGGCUAAAGCUACUUUUGCCUGUUUUGCUUCAACCAUCGAACAAACUACUCGAGGUUGCGCUAAGCAUUUUGGGUAAUUGCUGCCUUGAGGAGGAGAGUAGAAUAGAGGUGCGAAGAAGAAAUGGAGUUGACCUAAUUGUUGAUGUGCUGACCGCCACCAAGAAAGACUCUAUUGCUAACAGAGCAUGCAGGACGUUGGCGAACCUUGCCCAGGAUAACAAAAGUGCCCAGAUGAUCCAUGAGAUAGAGGCGGUUCCUGUCAUUGUGAAGAAACUGCAGGACACAGCGGACUUCCGUCUCCAGCUGACCGUCAUUAGAACGCUGAGGUUGCUGGCCGACACCACACAACAUAAAGCCAACGUGACAAGAGACGGCGCUGUGAGAGCAGUCAUGACCUUGCUGGGUUCGUGUAAGGAGGAGGUGGUUCACGCCAGCCUACGAACCCUCGCCCAUCUCACCGAGAAAUGCUCGGCCAACGCAGCUUACGAAGUCGUCCAGUCGGGGGCGCUGGCGACUCUCCUCGAUCUGUGCAGCCGCGAGAAGCAACAAUUCCGCCACCAGGCGGUGGGAGUGCUGCUCGAACUCGUCCAAGAAGUGAGCAUCCGACCCGAUCUCGGGCGAGUCGGAGCGAUCCAGUUCUUCCUGAAGGAGGUUGAGAAAUCCCGCUCGCCUGCGUUUGUCAGCGCCCUCUGUCUGUGCUGCAGGGAGUCGGUGAACCGCGUGCGUGUGCGCGAGUGCGGGGCGCUGCCGAUGCUACUCUCGCUGCUGCGUUGCCGUGACGACGGCACGCACGCCCGCGUAAUUAACGCGCUGCUGUCGUUCCUCUAUGACGAGGCGAGCCUCGGGCUGCUGUUGGAUGCUGGCCUCGUGCCAACGCUCACCAACAUACUGCGCUCUCUCGUCUUCCCUGGUGACGACGACACGCAAGAUAGCAGCGCCCCCUUGUGUGACGACGACGGCGCGCGGGAUGGUAGCGCCCCCUUGUGUGACGACGACGGUGCCAAGGAGCGGAGUGUCGAUGCGAUGGCGAGGAUCGAAGAGAAGCGAACGCGUGUGGACGACACGGGCGGAGACGCGUGCGGUGCUGAGGCUGGGGAUGAAGCCAUCCUGCACGCGGAGGAUGAGAAGCUGGCAGAUACUGAUGAUGAGGAUGAGGACGGGGAUGUCGUGGUAUCAUCGUCGCCCGACGAGGAUGAGCAUUCAACGAAGAAAGAUCGUUCAGAUACAAGAGAGAGGAGAGGAGAAGAGAGAGAGCGGGGAGGAGAAGAGCGGAAAGGAGAAGAGAGGGGAGGAGAAACGGUGUCAGAGUUUGCGAGAGAACCGGGUAGAAACCCGUGGAGUCCGUCGCGGGACCUGGCAGGGAUGGCCUGGAGUCCGCCGAGGGACCCGAUGGGGAUGGCCUGGAGCCCGGGAACCAGCAGCUGGUGUUCUCCGGAUCGCUCCCCGGAGCCGCCCGGCUACGCGAUCAGGUUCUCCCCUGCCUGGUCCCCGCAGAGCGCUCGCAGCCCCGGGUCGCUGUGCGGCCCGCUGUCCCCCGCAGCGUCGCCCGACGCGUGGCGGCGGCCCUACAGUCCUGCCGCGUCUGCGGCGGCGAUUAUAGAGGGCGCCUCGCCGCAGUAUUCGCCCGCUCGCAGCGACGCGGCGUCCCCGAUGUCGUCGUCGUCGUCGUUGCUGUGGUCGCCGCCGCGAUACUCUCCGCCUCUCUCCCCCGCCGCAGGCGGGAGUUCCCGCUGCAUGGGCGAGGGGGAGGCGUCGCCCUGCUACGCUGGCGCCCCACAGUGGUCACCAGUUCAUGUCGCCCACAUGGAGGAGGACGAGGAGGAGGAGGAGGAGGAGGAGGAGGAUGCCGGGGAUCGUGUGGCGGCAGCGGGGGAGACCUCCCGUUCCUCGGAGAUGUCCGAGGCUGUAGGGACGACAUCGAGAGAGGAAGGUUACCGUGGUAACCGGCGAGCCACGGCGGAAGACAGUGACGGGGGCGACAACGACGAAACUGAAUCGCUGCCGCCGCUGUCGAAGCGACGUAAAAUGGACGCGGACUGUCUUGCCCUGCCCGCGGUCGCUUCUCUGCUGCUCACCGCAGUCGAGCCGGAUGACACGAGACGCAAUGACGGACAGCUGAGCCCGGCAUCUCGUAAGCAGCAGAGUAAGAGUGCAGGGACCUCGGUGGGAGAGCAUAGCGAGGGGAACAUUAGCAGCGGUGCAGGUGUGAGUGGCCUGCAUGGGGGGAGGCAGGAAGGACUACCCAUCACCGCCAGCGUUGAUCAGGCGGCGGAGCCCGGCUCGCUCGCGCCUGGCAGGAUGCCAAAACGACGAACACGCAGCCGCCGCACGUCGCAGCUCUCAACCGGAUCCGCGGACGGUUCGGCGUCCGUCGGCGGCGUUGCCACGGCGACCGGGAGCGGUGCCGCGGGUGUGCGAAGGAGCGAGGAGAGAUGCGGGGGGCCGCCUCGGACGGAUGCGGGGCAGCGGGAAGCAUCCGCACGUCGUCAUGGCGAUCGUCACGGUGCUGUCGGUCACAUCCUGAUCCUGCUGUCGCGUCUCACACACGACGACUCGCUCGCACGCCACCUGCUCGCCCCGCGCUGCCUUCGCACCCUCCUCAACUACGUCGUUGCCACGGGCAACCAGAGAGCGCAGCGCAGCCUCCUGCGUCUGUGCCGGCACUCGCUCUGCUUCGCUGGCCUGGUUCGCGCUCACUUCCCAGCGAUGGUGUGGAGGCAGACCAUGGCGGAGUGUGGGGACGAGGUCAGACAGGCGUUCCAGAACCUGAAGGAUCAGCUUCAGCUGACAGCAGAGUCAGCCUAUGGAAGAGGCACGGUAGAGCAUCUGAUAGUGACGGGAGGAGCGAAGACCAAGUCAGCAUGUGCCGUCGCCAUUCCCUACCUAUACAGGUGAGAGUGUAAUCAAGGUGCUAAUUACUGUUAAUUAAUGAUACCGGUAAUUAGUGACCGAGUAAUAUUACGAUGAUACCAGAUAUCACUAGUUCAUGAUUUUUAGCUCAUCUGACAUAGUCAGAUGCAGCUUGUAGAAUCGCAUGA
This is a messenger RNA of Priapulus caudatus, 3205 nucleotides long. RefSeq lists its product as uncharacterized. Gene Ontology annotation, biological process: anatomical structure morphogenesis. Gene Ontology annotation, molecular function: protein binding. The record is from RefSeq and is a predicted model, not a curated record. Lineage: Eukaryota; Metazoa; Priapulida; Priapulimorpha; Priapulimorphida; Priapulidae. Gene Ontology annotation, cellular component: cytosol. The transcript is spliced from 7 exons. Bases 18 to 3062 code for a protein of 1014 amino acids.